This is a messenger RNA of Arctia plantaginis, 1095 nucleotides long. The record is from the annotation of a GenBank genome assembly. Lineage: Eukaryota; Metazoa; Arthropoda; Insecta; Lepidoptera; Erebidae.
AUGGCUAAGGUGAUGCAAGCAAAUUUGCAGCGAUGCAGGCUAGCUAUUGAUCUGCUGCUUGCGCGAAAUCGUGACCACGGAGCGGAUAUGGUCUUGGUUUCCGAACAAUAUCAUGCAGUGUCUGACCAGAUUGGCUCUGUGACUCUUCGGGGACAACGGCAAUUUGGGAUUCCGGGUCGCCUUUCCGGCUCGGUCUUAGGCCCGAAGCUUUGGAUCAUACUAUACGAUGCACCAACAGAAGUACUACUGGAGGGAUUUGCCGACGAUGUAGCGGUGUUAGUGCUUGCGAGGAGCUAUGGCGAAGCGCAGAGAUUGAUGAGUCUUGUCGCGACAAAAGUCGACGCGUGGUUAAGUGAGCAUUUCAUGUCGUGGGCUACAGCGAAGAUGUCGUGGUGCUCACAGCCUAGAGGUCCCCAGUGCGGCCACAAAAGCGGCAACGACAGUGGCAAGUCUCUCUCGGCUAAUGCCAAAUGUCAGGAGACCAAGGAGCAGUCGCAGACGAACUCUUAUGAAUGUUUCCAUGCUCAAUGGAGUGGAGGUCUGGCGGGAGGAAUCGAUCUCUGUCAUGAUGCAUUCUCCCGAACAUUCAGCCGUGUCAAACUAACAUACAACCCAUUGUACUCAUCUGUGAUCAAGUUUUACAACGACAUCGAGAAGCCCGUUAACAUAUUUGAUAUUUUAAAAGUAAAAAGAUACUUUAAAGUGUACAUACUGGCGCUGAAACAACGUUACCGACAUCGAGGUAUAGCCAAAGAAAUGCUAAAAGCAGCAGAAACACUGAGUCGAAGCGCAAACGUGCCAGCUCUAGCGGGCAUAUUCACAACCAACAGACUGCAAGUUGUCGCCGAAGAGCUGGGAUAUAAGAAACUGAAUGAGAUUUAUUAUAUUCGGUAUCUCGUCGAUGGUGAAAUAGUAUUCUGGGACACCGGUCUUGGUAAUUACGGGGCUGCUAUUAUGGCCUGCAGAAUCCCCGACAUCAACGAGCCGGAAGAGCCAAAGGUUGAGCACUCCUCGAGGUUCACAUUGCAACCAAUCGAUGAUGAAGUCGAUGGUGAAGUCGUUGAAGGAAUCGAUGAAGAAGUAGAGGAGCAAUAG